Messenger RNA from Etheostoma spectabile (orangethroat darter), 2630 nucleotides. RefSeq names its product v-akt murine thymoma viral oncogene homolog 1 (gene akt1). The transcript has 14 exons. NCBI's taxonomy places the organism in Eukaryota, Metazoa, Chordata, Actinopteri, Perciformes, Percidae. The record is from RefSeq and is a predicted model, not a curated record. Gene Ontology annotation, molecular function: protein serine/threonine kinase activity; ATP binding. Gene Ontology annotation, biological process: protein phosphorylation. The coding region runs from base 441 to 1862 and encodes 473 amino acids.
GUUGACAGCCUACCGCUCCUCCUAUGAGUGGGACUCUUAAAAUGGUCGGCUUUAGGACCCGGGAGAGCAGGCUGCCACAGAGGCAUUGCAGACAGCGCGUUUGGGAGGUGUAGUGGAAGAAAGGCAAAGAAACGGAGUAAAUGAGAGCACUUUUGUCCAGAUUGUUGAAGGACUUAUCAACUUAAUUUACCGCCGAAACAGCUCACUAUAAUGAGACGGACACAUUGUUGAAUUCCUGCCCAGGUAAAUGUCCGCGUUUCCUUCGCAUGUUUAACUACAAGAGGUCGACAGCUAGACAGGGUAACCACCAUUGAGAAGGAGGCUGUAAACCCCAGGACCUUGUCUCCAGGCUCCUGCACAGAGCUAAAAGAAGGAAACUCCGGAAACAACGCUGUCUCUCUCCCUGUGGGAAACCUGGAUCCUCCACCCUGCCCACCAACAUGACCAAUGUGGUAAUUGUCAAGGAGGGGUGGCUGCAUAAAAGAGGAGAAUACAUCAAGACCUGGAGGCCGAGGUAUUUUCUUCUGAAGAGUGAUGGUACAUUCAUUGGCUACAAAGAGCGACCGCAAGAUGUUGACCAGCUGGAAACCCCCUUAAAUAACUUCUCUGUUGCACAGUGCCAGCUGAUGAAGACGGAACGGCCCAAGUCCAACACAUUUAUCAUCCGCUGCCUGCAGUGGACCACUGUCAUCGAGCGCACCUUCCACGUGGAGACCCCCGAGGAGAGGGAAGAAUGGACUAAAGCCAUCCAAGCAGUGGCUGAAGGCCUGCAGAAACAAGAGGAGGAGAUGAUGGACUCCUCUCCAGACCCCAUGGACAUGGAGGUCUACCUGACCAAACCCAGACAGAAAGUGACUAUGCACGACUUUGAAUACCUCAAACUCCUGGGAAAAGGCACUUUUGGCAAAGUUAUCCUGGUAAAGGAGAAGGCCACAGGACGCUACUACGCCAUGAAGAUCCUAAAGAAGGAGGUCAUCGUAGCAAAAGAUGAAGUGGCGCACACACUCACAGAGAACAGAGUCCUCCAGAAUUCAAAGCAUCCGUUCUUGACAGGACUGAAAUACUCCUUCCAGACACAUGAUCGCUUGUGCUUCGUCAUGGAGUAUGCGAACGGUGGUGAGCUUUUCUUCCAUCUGUCAAGGGACCGUGUAUUCUCAGAGGAGCGGGCACGGUUCUACGGUGCAGAGAUAGUCUCAGCGUUGGACUACCUGCACGCUGAAAGAAACGUGGUCUAUCGAGAUCUAAAGCUGGAAAACCUUAUGCUGGACAAAGAUGGACACAUAAAGAUCACAGAUUUUGGCCUGUGUAAGGAGGGGAUCAAGGAUGGUGCCACCAUGAAAACUUUCUGCGGGACGCCGGAGUAUCUAGCACCUGAGGUGCUGGAAGACAACGAUUAUGGGCGUGCUGUGGACUGGUGGGGUCUGGGGGUGGUGAUGUACGAGAUGAUGUGCGGCAGACUGCCUUUCUACAACCAGGACCAUGAGAAGCUGUUCGAGCUCAUCCUAAUGGAAGACAUCCGCUUUCCUAGGACACUCGGCCCCGAGGCACGCUCGCUGCUCUCUGGCCUUCUAAAGAAAGAACCAAUGCAGAGGUUAGGUGGAGGGCCUGACGAUGCCAAGGAAAUCAUGCAGCACAAGUUCUUUGCAGGAAUUGAAUGGCAAGAUGUUUAUGAGAAGAAGCUGGUCCCGCCGUUUAAGCCCCAAGUUACCUCGGAGACGGACACGCGAUAUUUUGACGAGGAGUUCACAGCACAGACCAUCACUAUUACGCCACCCGGACAAGAUGACAGUAUGGAGUCAUUCGACAGCGAGCGGAGACCCCACUUCCCCCAGUUCUCCUACUCUGCCAGUGGGACGGCCUAAACGACUCUCAUACAUUCCUCCAGUCCCACCAUCUCCCCUCACCCCACCCGACUGCACUCUCAAAAGACCGGGGCCACAGCCCCAUCCUCUCUGCAUUGUCUGCAGAUGCCGUUGGUGGAUGUAACAUUUCCAAUCUGCAAGUUGUGUUUUCCAGGAAGGAGGAAAUUCAAGACAAAACAAAGAUAACUGUGGUUGUUCUGUGAGGACUUUGAAGACUGACCACGGAGAGAGAGUUAACACUGCCCUGCAUCUCCUAGUUGUUAUGUUGUAUACUGAGCAGGCAUCCAUACACCAUAAUGAAUGGGGAAAUGUAGUUAUGUUGUGCACAAAUUAGGCCACUGAUGUGAUUUUUGUAGUUAAAACGUACAACUGAAAAUAAAUCAACCAUUUCAAAUAGAAAUAGGCAUACUGUGGACCAAAACAAUCAUGUGAGCAGAGAGUGUGUUGUUUGUUGAGUGGGUAAUAAAUCCAUGUUUUCCUCUGCAAGACUUCUGAAUUCAGUCCAUUCAGACCUCGAGACAAUUUUGGGUUCAAAAGUGAAUGUACCGUAUCAAAUAAAGUCAAUCUUUCUGCAUACAUACGUGUUGUAACACAUGGCUGAUUCUCCUAAGACUGAAUUACCAUUUUCUGGAGGAUUUUUUUUAAAUCAUUUUUCUACUACCCUGAUGCAAAAACUGACACAAAGCGGUCUGUUGUGCUCUCAUGCUACACCACAAUGAGUGAUGAAUCAAUUGUGCAAUACAGUCUGAUGUUAGGAAUGGAAACAAA